CAACACUGCACUACUCCAGUGAUGUGAUGGAAAGUUCCAGAGCAGAUGGACCUUGUGGAGCUAUGUCCUCGGAGUCACGCACUUCAAUGAAGACUUGUUGAGAAGACGAUGAAGAUGCCCACUGAAUGCAGUAGCAGCUGUCUCGUCUACACAGUUAUCCUCCCAUAACAAAUAAAUUAGUCAACAUGGCCGCAGAGCACCUAGCCCUACAUAACUGAGACACGGAAUAAAACAACACAGAUUUAAUGGCGUUCAUGUCUCGGUUCUCUCGGUCCCGGAGCAGCUCCAGGUCUCCGAGCCGAAAAGACUCUGAACGUUCCUCCCCGAUCCUGACUGUCUCCGAGCUAGAGAGGCUCCUUUACACGGGCAAAACGGCCUGCAACCAUGCAGACGAAGUGUGGCCACGACUCUAUAUUGGAGACCAGGACAUUGCAUCAGAUCGUCGAGAAUUGGCCAAACUUGGCAUUACACAUAUCCUCAACUGCGCACAGACGAAGUGGCGCGGGGGAGCCGAAUAUUACGCUGGGAUGAACAUCACCUAUCAUGGCAUUGAGGCUCAUGACUCACCAACUUUUGACAUGAGUGUAAACUUCUAUCCUGCUUCUGAGUUCAUUCACAAAGCCCUCACCAGUGGAGGUAAGGUUCUGGUCCACUGUACUGUGGGAGUGAGCCGCUCAGCUACUCUGGUGCUAGCCUACUUGAUGAUCAGACAAAAUCUGACGCUUGUGGAGGCCAUCAAGACAGUAAAAGACCACAGAGGUGUCAUCCCUAACCGAGGUUUCCUCCGCCAGCUGAAUGGCCUGGACAGCAUCCUGAGAGAGAGCCGAAAAACAUCACCGUAGAGCUGAAAAUACUCUCAAGACACACUCCACCUGAGGUAGCAGCCCAUUACACUGGGAGAUAUUCUGGGACCAAACUAGGAGCAACCUGUGAAUUUCUGACAUUGCGGCUCUGAAUGGUAGCCAUUGAUACCGCAGAUCAAGUAAUGCCAUUAUCUUCAUAGUCAGCUCAGUUUGUUUAAUCUUUGUAGUUCUGUAGACUCUGAAACAGCAGCACCAAAUAAUUUUAUAUUCCUUAAGAUAUAAAAGUUUACCGAUACAUUAAGGUUCUAAAAAAUUAGAACCUUUUAUUAAUAAUUCCACUAUUUCCUUCAAAGUGUUUUUUCAAUUUGUAACUGACCUCUGCCUUUUAGAUUCAUUCACGCACAUAAUGGUAGAAAUUUUACAGCAACAUCAGUUGACCUAUGUAAGUUAAGUAGUAAACCCUUAGCUUUGACUUAUAGGUUUCAAAAGUUGACUGUGAGUCCAAAAUUGAGGAAACUGCUGCACGGGGUUUGCUUCAGAUGUGAAACAGGAGUUUGGGGUGUAACCUCACUGUCUGAAUUAUGUUAAUUUAAUUUCCUGUUAGCAACAAAGCCUACUGACAUUUAGCUUCUAUUUAUUGAUCUGAGAGCUAGUUUCUAUGCUCUGUAAACUUUUUUUGCACAAUUAUGGCUUUAGACUAUACUGACAAGGGGAGAACGCCUACGUUAAAAGUAUAAAGGGACUAGAAACAAUCAUUCUUAUGGCUGACAAGUGCUAACAUGUUUAUUCAUGGUGCCAUGUUUGCAGUUAUCCUGCCAACCACAGAUGUCCACAAAAUUUAUGCCUAAAAGUUUUUACAGGCUUCAUCCACACAUGUUUUUGGACACUUCUGCAAUUUUGGGCCCAUAUGCAUUGUUUUUCUUUUUAGUCAAGCUGUAGAGAACAUGUCUAACAGAGAUUUCUGUCUGACUUUUUUAAAUUUCAGAAGAAAAUAGUCAACCUGAGGCAGGUUAUCGCCAACCUGAUUAACAUACCUGGGUUCUGAACUCAGCAGAGUCACAAAAUAAACCCAGCAGACACUGUGAUAUUGAAUAGGAUGUUAAUCUUUUUUUUGUUAACUAGUCUUAGUAGAAAAAUAGUUCCACAUAGAGUUCGAAAAUGAGUUGUGCCAAGGUUGCCGAUGAGAGUUUACUGUUGUCUUGACAUACUUUCUGAGUGUUGUCUGACUUUCUAGCCAGAGAAAGUAUGUGUUCAAGAAUGGUUUUAUAUUAGUAUUUUAAUGAUUACAACAAAAUGAAAUAAACAAAACUGCCUCAACCCAGAGAGAAGUAACAAUAUCAAAAAAUUUCAACUGCUCAGUUUUGUGAACCAGUUCUCGUUCCACUGAGCUAACCAACCACACAAUGAACUAUACACUGAACUACUCGGAUCACAAGGUUUCUAAUGCUGUUUAUUGGUCAUGGUAGUCCAGAAACGUUAAGUUUACUGUGUAGCAAAUGAGAGGGAAUUUACACAAAGGUAACACAAAGGUACUUGGCUUUAAAGUUAUGUGAAGAUAAAAAUUUUAAAACAGACUCCAGUAUUCUUAUCUGUCUAUUUGGAAUUAACAUUAUAUGGCUGUAACUGGUAUUUUACUGUAAUCAAAACUUAUAAUAUGUAAAAGUAGAAUAGAAUCGUAUAUUACAUCAACCCCAGCCAGUUAAAAAACAUGAUGAAAAUUGGCAGAAGAAAAUUGUUUGUGCUUAGAAAUUUAAAUGUUUGUGUCCCAACAUUAGGCCCUGUUCAUUCACAAGCAUAUUUAUGUAAAUUGAAGUCCAGAGAAUGGGAGUUCUUGAGCAUAAUACAAAUCCUCUGGUGAUACUUGAUAUCAGUUUAAUGUAGUGUCAGUAAUUAAAAACUGAUCACAAUUGACCCUAAGCAGACACGUUCCUUGUUGUAUUUUCUAGUUAAUAUAGAGCGUAAAUAAGUUAUAUAAACCACCAAAAAUAAGAUUCUUUCUGAGUGAUUUUUUCCCCAUAGUUUCAGUCAUUUCAGGUCUUCCCUCAACGUUUUUACAUUCAUGAAAUGCCCUAUAACCCAGUUCUAAUCCAGCACAGUUAUGUAGCUUAUGGUAUUCCAGCAUAAUUACAGCAUAUCAAAUGUAAUUAUUUGUUUGUGAACACAACAGCAAAUGCACCAAUUGCAAUUUGGUUGGUUGCUUCCAAGUUCCUUUUUUGUGACCUGCCAAUAUUAUUUUUGCUGAUUCUGACUUUUUUUCUAAGAACUAUAACUUACAGCAUAUACAAAAAAACUUUUAAACUUUUCUCAAAGCAAAAUAUUAUUUUCAUACUAAAAGAAAUUAUUAAAUUUCCUAAAUCCCCAAAUUGCAUUAAAUAACAGGAUCUUCUCUUAUUUAAACAACAAAAAGCGGUACAAAUAAUUAACAGAAAUGAGUUGCUAUAUACCCACUGUUAUCUGACAUAUCUUAACUUACCAAACGUAAGCAGGUGCAAUGGAUUUAUAUAACAAAACAAAUGUCAGGUAGUUGUCAGGUAAUAUGUUUUUUUAAAUUUACCAGAUACAAUUAUGUUGACCUCUCUUUCUUUAACACUUUUUUUCUCUUUUUUUCAUAAUUUUUCUUGCCACUGUUUUUUUUUGUGAGCAGUUUCUGGCUGGCUCUGAGCUCCGAAUAGUGUAAGGCUGUUCCAAGCAGAUGGUCCCUGGCCAAACCAUUGUUGCAUCUUUAAUUAAUUAUUUGCUUACAAUUUGGUGUUGUUUAAGUGAACUUUUUUAUAAUGUAAUUUAUCAAAAGAAACCACAGUCAUUUUUUAUUGUAUAUAUAUAGUGUGUAGACUUAAUUUGUCUGGUAGACUACAGACUCACCAUCAUGCUCUCUAAGUAUCUCCCAGUCCAGUGUAUCACCUUAACUUUACAGUGACUGUUAGCUGUCCAGAGUACUACUCGAAGUGAAGAUGUAGUAUGCUAGCUCAAGAAGCAUUUAGAGUAGACAUGCAGUGAGAGACAAUACCACAGAUGUGCCAUUGCAAAAGCUACCAACUGCCUGGAUAACAUGCACAGUAAUCAUGCUGUGUGCACAAGUCGGGUAAAGUCUGCUGUUUUGUCUUGAUGUUAAAAGUGAGGCUUGUGUUCUCACGCUUGUAAAAAAAAACUUUAGAAGAGCCAAUUCUGUGCUUUUAACCAGCAUUUCAAAUACUUUCCGAUGUGUUACUAAUGAUUACCUCAAGAAUUAUGUUUGAAAGACAUUUUUUGUGGCUUGUAGAAUUUGUGCUGUGUAACAUCACCACAUUGAGAUACAAGGGGGAAUGAAGUGAGCAAUGUUACUCUCAGCAAAUGCAGAUAAAAUACCCCCCCAAAAAUGAGGAUUUGUACAGUCUGUGGAUAAAGAGAGUAUAUUAUGCUUAUUCUUUACUUUCAGUUCUUACACACACGCGCACACACACACAGAUUCUCAUAUUAAACAUGUUCAAAGUUUCCAGUACUGAUGUCAGUGUAUUUACAAGUAAAACCUCUGGCUUCACAUUGAAUAAAAUACUCAGUUUCAGUAAGUAUGAGAUGCCUGAGAUGACCAAUAAGGUCAUCUCAGGCACACAGCUCUAGUCUAACCACCCAUAUGGUGUUCAAACCUGUUUGCAAGGAGUAGCAAAUCCAAAGAAAGUUGGCUGUCCUUCAGACAGAGGAUAAACUUAGUGCCUGCACCUACACCUAGCAUAAAAGAAAUAGUAUAAUCUAUUAUGGUUGAAGAAUAAAAAUGAGAAGCUGGAAAUGAGCAGACUAUGCUAUUGCUAUUGCUCUCAGCAGCUUGGUUGCUGGCAAACAGUUUGCACCGAACGGUCAUAUUUCACCCAUCCUUUUCUUCUUUAAAUAUGAAAUUUUGUCAGAAUCUCCAAGUAAGAAAUACAUUCCUGCCCGCGCACUGCUGGCUCUGUUGUGUUUGCUGUGGGUCCAUUGCGUAACUGACGCCACCAACAUUAAAGGGACGCUUACAUUAGAUCGUAUUUUGUGUUUUGUUUGUGUUUCCAGGUUUGGGUUUGUGAGGAAUUACCAAAAUUAGAGAGGGGUUAGAGAGGAGAUAGCCUAACAUGUGAAACAGGAAAACACCGCAGUGUAAUCCAUUUAUUUUAACAAAGUAACUGUAUUCUAAUUAUCACUUUUUUAAACAGUAACUGUAACAGAAUACAGUUACUCAUAUUUUGUAUUUUAAAUACGUAACGCCAGUACAUGUAUUCCAUUACUCUGCAACACUGCUCUUGGCAAGAAAGGGUGUAUUUCACAAAUUACAUUUUGAACUGUAGUAUUGGAAAGCAAAACAGAACAGCAAGCAAUCUGAACUGAAGUGUCAUGACUUAAGUGACAAUUUGUGUGCAUUUUAUAGGGAAUUAAUUGCAUCUUAACUGGGUGCUUAGGGCUCAAUAGAUAAUCAAAUGGCCACAUCAGACUAUAACUUUCUGUUAUAGAUAGCAUAUAAAGAUGGAUGCACUACCCAUUAUCACUUCCUCCCUUUGUAGCCCAUGUCUUUGAGUAACUAGCAUGACAUUACCAUGGUAUUGUAGUCAUAUCUUGUGCCUGACCCAAAUGGUAGCUCACUUGAUAACAGUAAUUUAUUGUUGCAAAUCUAAAAAUGAUAUCAUAAGAGCCAUAAGAGAAACUAUUUAAAAAAUUGUUAAAAAGUCCUCCAGUGUUUUUAUGUACAAUAUCUAAAACUUGUCUACAUGACUUCUUUAUUCAAAGAAACUACCUGUCACUUUCAGUCAUCAGAUACCUUUAUUAGCGUCAAGCAACUAAACAGUGACAAAAUAUCAUUGUGAUAAGAAAAAGUCAAUAUGGCUACAUAUUUGCUACAUUUGAUAAAAUAUGUUUUAGUCAGACUCAUAUUCUCUAUGUUAACAAGAAUAGGGAGCUGGUACAGUGGCUUGCAAAAGUAUU
This is a messenger RNA of Oreochromis aureus, 5726 nucleotides long. Its product is annotated as dual specificity protein phosphatase 26. NCBI's taxonomy places the organism in Eukaryota, Metazoa, Chordata, Actinopteri, Cichliformes, Cichlidae. The transcript has 5 exons. Gene Ontology annotation, cellular component: cytoplasm. The record is from RefSeq and is a predicted model, not a curated record. Gene Ontology annotation, molecular function: MAP kinase phosphatase activity; protein tyrosine/serine/threonine phosphatase activity. Gene Ontology annotation, biological process: negative regulation of MAPK cascade; protein dephosphorylation. Bases 246 to 842 code for a protein of 198 amino acids.